Molecule: messenger RNA, 1194 nt
Organism: Emericellopsis cladophorae
Lineage: Eukaryota; Fungi; Ascomycota; Sordariomycetes; Hypocreales; Bionectriaceae
Exons: 2
Coding region: 1-1194 (397 amino acids)
Molecular function (GO): metal ion binding
Source: RefSeq, a predicted model, not a curated record
AUGACGCCUCGUCCGGCCAGAGAUGCCAAUCCAGCUCCUCCACUCACUCCGCAGCACGUGUACUCCAUGAGUCGGGACAGCACGGCCGUCCCAACCUCAGCAGCGUCCUUUGUCCGUCGCCAGCUUCCCAACACGUUCGCCCAGCACCGCGACAAUUCGAGCAAUCUGGGCCUCACCAACAGAGUAUACCCGGUGACGUCUCAGAUGGUCGCUGCUGGGCAACAAUCAGUCCCUCGAACGAAUCAUGCCACAGACAUGGUCAGCAAGCCCCAUCGCGCGGGAGAAACCAUCUGGUCUACCGUCCCGAACGUGCAAUGGCACAACUAUGCUACCAACCCGCCCACGCCAACCAAUUUCGACAACUUGUCUGCGUUCCAGAAUCUGACCAUGGCCCCACAGCAGACGCUGACUUCUGCUACGCACAUGCCUGAACUCACCAUCAGGACGGACGGCCACCACGUCUACCUCGACCGUGGAGGUGGUAAAGUAACAAGGCUCGUGGCUGUUGACCGCUUGCCAUCUCUACAGGGAGUCAGUGCCGUUGAAGAUCUGCGGCUGGGCAUGGAGAUUGUGUCCAGCGUUCGUGCCCUGGGUUUGAAUGAGCGUGUCAUGGUCCAGGCUUCGCCUCUUUCGUCUGUAGGUCUCCAGUCUCAGUUGCAUUUCUUCUCCCAGUGGUAUGGCGAGUGUGCUAACGACUUCCAGCAGCAUCGAACCGCGGGUUCUGUUAACACGAAGAAGACAAAGAUAUACUGCGACAAGUGGAUCCACGAGGGCAUCUGCGCCUUUGAGCAGCAAGGCUGCCGGUUCAAGCAUGAGAUGCCCCAAGACAAGGACAUCCUUCAGAGCCUGGGUCUCUACAAUGGCGUGCCGCCUAUCUGGUGGAGAAAACACCAGGCCGAGAAGAACCGUCGCUCUCCAGGUUCGGCUGGCCACAAGCCCUUUGACGAUGUCGGCAAGUCCACUGGCGACCGGGACAACGUGGCACUGGCAAGCAACAAGCCUGACGCGAACUGGCGACGCAGUGAGGGCAGCAUGCAGGCCGGUGAGGACACUCCGGAAAAUCGAGAUCGACCAUUUGUUCACAUGCUGACUACCUUCAAGGGAGACGUCCUGCUUCUCUGCAAUCGGGCACGGCGAUCACACACCCAUUUGGCCCCAUUCAGCCGCCCAGACCCAGCAGAGAUUCUUGGGUGA